Penicillium manginii is the source of this 696-nucleotide messenger RNA. RefSeq lists its product as uncharacterized. The coding region runs from base 1 to 696 and encodes 231 amino acids. NCBI's taxonomy places the organism in Eukaryota, Fungi, Ascomycota, Eurotiomycetes, Eurotiales, Aspergillaceae. The transcript is spliced from 2 exons. The record is from RefSeq and is a predicted model, not a curated record.
AUGCCAGCCUUCAUUCGAGAAUCAUCACCUCAAUCCGACUUUCCAUUAAAUACGGACAACCGCUACGUCGUCGGACUAGGAAUUAGCGCCAUGAUGAUCGUUAUUUCAAGCACCCUAGUCGCUUUGCGCUUUAUCUCUCGUCACAUCACCAAGCCCAUCGGAUGGGAUGACUGGUUCUGCUUGAUGUCUUUAAUAUUUGCUUAUGGUAUUCUGGUUACUACUGCCUUAUCAGGAACUGUUGGUCGUGCCGGUUACCAUAUCACGGUGGAUACCACUGACGGCUUAGCGAAGUUUUACAAAAUCACACUGGCCAACCGAGUCAUCUAUUUAUCGGCUAUAUCAACGUCGAAACUAUCUAUCUUGCUCUUCUUCCGCCGAAUAUUCAGCGUGAAAAGGACUUUCAACGUCGCAGUCUGGGUAGUUUUUGGCCUGGUCGCCAUAUAUUGGAUUGGUUCGGAACUCACCUUGAUCUUUAAGAAGAGUCUCAACCCGAUCAUAGCCCAAUCGAGAUCCUGGCUUCCGAUCGUGGAAUUCAUGGAAGGUGAGGACGGGAAGUUCUGGAUGGCAAUGGGCGUUAUCAAUAUCGUGCUGGAUUUUAUCAUUCUCUGUCUACCCCAGCCGUUGGUUUGGAAGCUUCGCAUGGAUACGAAACGUAAGAUUCGGGUCUCUGUGGUACUUUGCCUUGGGGUUUUGUGA